Messenger RNA from Vicia villosa (hairy vetch), 948 nucleotides. Its product is annotated as protein MAIN-LIKE 2-like. The record is from RefSeq and is a predicted model, not a curated record. The coding region runs from base 1 to 948 and encodes 315 amino acids. The transcript has 5 exons. Gene Ontology annotation, biological process: meristem development; meristem maintenance. Lineage: Eukaryota; Viridiplantae; Streptophyta; Magnoliopsida; Fabales; Fabaceae.
AUGUCUCUUCUAACUAUGGGUCAAGAACACCGAGGAACUAUUUCAAACAUUGCCGAAUACGAUUUCACUAGAUUUCGGACCCGUGCAAAACCGAUGGAUGCUCCCGACCCUUGGAUUAUGUCUUAUAUUGACCGUGCGGGAUUCGGGUACGUAAUGAAUUUAGUACAUACCACAAUUGAUACUAAAUUUAUAUUAGCAUUGUGUGAGCGUUGGAGGCCCGAGACUCAUACUUUUCAUCUUCCAACGGGUGAAUGUACCGUCACGCUUGAGGACGUGUACAUGUUAUUGGGUCUCUCAACAAAUGAAAAAGAAGUGUUUGUAAAUGUCCAACAACUCAAUGCUCUAUGCGUGGAAAUGUUGGGUGUAGAUUUAAUUGAGGGUGAGGGCCGAGAAAGAGGUAGGGGCCAAGGCACGGGGAAUAGUGUAAAUUUUAUGUACUUGUCUUUGCUUGAGGACAUUGAUGAAAUCAAGAUGUAUAGUUGGGGUUUUGCGGUGUUGGAUUACCUCUACAACUCCUUGUGCAAAAAUGCAAAAAAUGAUAGUUGUACAUUUUAUGGAUGUGCAUUCUUGCUACAAGCAUGGGGAUGGUGGAGAAUGCCAGUAUUAGCCCCUGAAAACCCGCACAUAUACGUCUUCCCUUACGCGUCAAGGUUUAAUGCAACUGGGUUGGAUUACACCAAAACGCCUGUAAACAAAAUAAUUUUUUACCGCAAACUCUUGGAUCGACUUCGACCCCAAGAUUUUAUUUGGAGACCGUACUUGGAAUUGGGCCAUGAAUCCGACCCUGCAGAGGCGGCUGUUUGGACGGCAAAAUCACCUAUCAUACGAUUCACCAUUAUGGAGAUGCACCAAAGUGACCGUGUCAAUCUCCAAUUCGGCAUGCAUCAAAAUAUCUCUGACCCCCCUGAGUGUUUGGAACCUUGGCAUCUGCAAAAGGUCAGCCAAUAG